AUGUCACCUCCGAAGACGCCUGAUGUGCCGCAAGAAGAUUACUACGAGCUACUUGGCGUUGAAAAGAAAUCAAGUGAAUCGGAAAUCAAAGCCGCUUAUCGAAAAUUAGCGUUGAAAUAUCACCCCGACAGAAAUCCUGGAGACACGCAUGUUCCAGUUUUUUGUUUGUUUGACGAUACUUUUAUCAUUUGGGAGAUUAUCCGUUAUCAAAACGUUGCUUAUGUUAUGUAA
Molecule: messenger RNA, 231 nt
Organism: Cylicostephanus goldi
Lineage: Eukaryota; Metazoa; Nematoda; Chromadorea; Rhabditida; Strongylidae
Source: the annotation of a GenBank genome assembly